GUGAUCCUUGUCACUGCUGGAAGUGCAGGACUGGGUGCUGCAGUUGCCCGACUCUUUGCGCGGCGUGGAUUUCGAGUUGUCGUAAACUACAACAAGGACAUUGAACGUGCGGAGAUAUUAGUCGCGGAACUUAACGGGAUGAAUGAUACAAGGGAUCAUGUUAAUGGAGAGACUAUUAGCCAUAUCGCAAUCCAGGCAGACUUGGCCUCACAGGCGGACGUUCGGCGCCUCGUGCAAGAAACACAUUCCUGUAUGGAUCGAAUCGACGUAGUGUAUUCUAACGGUGGGUGGACGAGAUUUACCGACACAACAUCCAUCGACGAUAACGUUAUCGAGGAGGAUUGGGACCGAGCAUUCACUUUGAAUGUGAAGUCCCACCUCUGGCUUCUUCGUGCUUCAAAGCAACAUCUCGACGAGACAGAAGGAGCAUUUAUAACGACGUCUUCAAUUGCGGGUGUGCACGGAAUGGGAAGCUCCCUCGCCUACGGGGCUACGAAGGCCGCCCAGAUACAUAUGGUUCGUGGGUUGGCCAGCAUGGUAGCACCUAAGAUUCGGGUGAAUAGUGUAUCUCCUGGACUGCUUCAAACGGAGUGGGCAACUCGCUUCACUUCAGAACAGAAGGAGGCUCAUCGGCAAAAGACCAAGUUAAAAAGGUUUGUCGAGAUUGAGGACGUUGCGGAACAGGUCUUGAGCCUAGCAACAUCUAAGAGCAUAACUGGGACCAACAUCAUUAUUGAUGCAGGGUAUAUUAUUUAG
This is a messenger RNA of Talaromyces proteolyticus, 756 nucleotides long. RefSeq names its product short chain dehydrogenase reductase. Lineage: Eukaryota; Fungi; Ascomycota; Eurotiomycetes; Eurotiales; Trichocomaceae. The annotation marks the transcript as partial. The transcript is spliced from 4 exons. The record is from RefSeq and is a predicted model, not a curated record.